AUGGCUACUCGGAGUGAACUGCCCAAUGUCACGUCUGCUUUGGUCGACCUGUGUUUACACAGUGUCAUUCAGACGACCGCAUAUAACAGAAUGUCUUCACCAGGUCGCCGAAAGAUGAAGCAUGUGGGAAAAGUCUGCUGUCUAGGAGUUUUCUUGACGAUUAUCUCCCCUCGAUACGUUCUUCAGACAGAUUGGCAUAUUGCUGUAGCUGCUUUUGUUUUGAUAUGGAGUGCCACGGUCAUUCAUUCAGACAACCCCUUCUGGAGUUACUUUGUCUACACACAACAAUGGCCCGUGGCGGCCUGUAUCGAUGGUAAUGCCACCGGGCACGUCUGUGUGAUUCCGCAGAAUGUGACCACGUGGACAAUCCAUGGUCUCUGGCCUAGUGACCCAAAGACACCCGAAGAGCCGGCCAACUGCAAUUCCUCUUGGAAGUUUGACGAAAGACAAAUCUAUACCCUAGAAGAUGACCUGAAGAAGUUCUGGCCUAACCUCUACACGGAAAGUGAAACGACGGAGUUCUGGGCGCACGAAUGGGACAAACAUGGCACGUGCUCCACUAAUCUACCCAGUACCAACAACGAACAUAGCUAUUUCUCCACAGGCCUACUUCUCAAUAAACUGUACAAUCUGACGAGGCUUUUUGAACACUACAAUUUGCUUCCUGGUAAAGUGUACAAGCUGUAUGAGUUUCAACAGGCCAUAAAUGAAACAUACAAACAACAACCAAAUAUUGAAUGUGUCUUCAAUAAGGAAUUUGGAAAAGAAGAAAUCCAGUUCAUAUACCAGAUAGAACUUUGCUUGGAUAAGUCUUUCAAGGUUAUAAAAUGUCCCAGGCAUUCAGUGGUGAAGCAAAACAAGCUUGUUAUACACAACUCUACUUUGCAAGAAAUUGUGACAGGUCAAUGUAGCACGCGAAAACCUCUGCAGUACCUUAGUAUUCAACAUCUGUGAUUUGUACGCCACAGCAAUAACUUUAUUGGCUUUAAUUAUGGAAACUGGAUUAUUGUGUAGCAUAUGUAUAUUGGAAUACAUAUGGAUAAUCCUGUCAUGUAUAUAGGUUAUUGUGCAAAUUUAUAUAUUUUUGUACCUGGUGGUGUGAUGAUAAUUAGCCGUGGGUUUCCCCUGGGCCCUGCCCUAUUUCCGCCCACAUAAUGUUGGUCACCAUUGCAUAAGUGAAAUUUUCUUGAGUACAGUGUAAAAUACCAAUCAGGUAAAUAAAAUAAAUCGAUAGCUAAGCAUGAACUACCUCAAACCAGGAAUUGUGAAGGUUUUAAUUAAUGAUUGUAUAAGUGUCAUUUUAUUUCAACAUGUGGUUUUUGGUAUUUAGGAACUGUCUAUGUUAGAUAAUUUCCGUGUGAAAAGUUGUCAGUUGAUCAUGAUGUAAAAUUUGAUAUCAUCCUUAGAACUAGAUUGACGUUUUCCAUUUUUAUGUUGAUGAUUUGGUCGCACAUCAUUUAUUAGCACUCACUUACAUGCAAGAAUUUUCAAUUCAUGCAUGUAUGUAAUAUCAGGGAUAUCCGCAAUGAAGUUUCAUUGGUUGUUGCUCAUUAAACAAAUCAUAUUCUUCGUGCUGUUUCAUAUAGCCACUUAAUUAACAGGUAAGAUUCCACCCAUGUGAAUUCUGGUAUUAAUUCAUGAACUUUUGAAUUUUGGACAUUUUAUAACCUGAAUUUUAUUAGAAAUGAGAAAAUUGCAUGUCUAGAUGGGCUAUGGUUGAAUUUGAAAUCUGUUUAAGUUUCCAGACAUAUGGCUGAUUCAGUGGGUCAUUAAGCUUGGAAUGCUGCAGGCUCUGCAAAAUGUUGAAUGUACAAGUUUAAUGGUUGAAAAUCUUAAAAGGCUAUAUUGUUACAAAACUGUGGCCUCUGUGACCAAGGUAGUUAGUGUACCAGCACCGUGCAAUGACAUUAGUGCCUCUCACCAAUGCAGUCACUGUGAGUGUGUCAUCCUCUGUAGGCUAUCAAAUGCUGACAUUUAUAGAUAUGUACAGCAUAUUAAAAUUUAUGAUUUUCAUUCCAUAACCUAAACAAAAGAUAUUUUUUUUAUGAAUAUUGUACUAUUAACAUGAGCUGAUGAUUGCUUCAAGUGAAUUUUCCACAUUACCAUAUCUGCAUGUAAUUUUCUCACAGUUGUGCUGUGAUAUGGUGCAUAUACUCUUGCAGUUUGUAAAUGAUGUCUUAGUUGUUUUCAUUUGUCAUUUUUAUUUAAAAGUUGCAUAUUGUCCCAAAAAUUGAUGUCUGUGCAUGUUUUCUUCUAUUUUAUUGUUUAAAUUAUAUUUAUUUAGGAUGCCAGAAAUGACAUUUUUCUUUCUCUGUCUGGUGAACUGCCCAGCUUGUUACAUGUAAACUUUGUUUGUUACUACUGUAUGGAUGAAUGAGCCGAAACUUUGUGCAAAGAAAUUUUGUGGCACAGAUUUUUAAUCUGUAUAAUUCAGGCAAAGCAUAGAAGAUGAAUGGCAAGAGUUAGUGUUAUUAACAGGGAAAUUUUACAAAAUGGUUAAUAUAGAUUUAUGGGUGCCCUGGAAUAGAAGUUUUUAUUUGGUAUUUGUAAGUACAUGUAUUGAUAUCAGUUAAUUAUUUUCAGCAGUGAAAUGAUUUUUCUUCAGGUAUGAAUUGAUUCAUAUUCAGCUAUAUAUUGGUACAUAUCCAGGUGUAAUUUGCAUUAUAUUUAGGUGUAAUGUGGUUUAUUACAUUGACAUAUUAGAUUGCUUUUUUUAGUCUUUGACUAUCCUAAACACAGUAUAUAAAUAUUCCCGGUGUUAAUUGAUGAAGAAAGGUUCUUGGUGUGAAACCACUAAUGAUUUGUUGUUACAUGUACCAGCAACAUAGUUUAAUAGUGAUUUCAACUUGUACACACAUUCAGAUUUGUUGUUAGCCGAAGAGCUUUCUUACUUUGGAAAUUGAUAUUGUACUUUUAAAUGUAUGCGGUGUAACAACUGCGCACAUGUUCAGGAGCUUUUUGUGUACUUCUGAAACUGGCAUUAGGUUUUACUAUAUUUCUAUCUUUAAUUCAAACAAUUUCGUGUCAAAAUUGAUUGAAAGCAAUAGAUACGAUACUCUGUACACACAUACGCCAAAAAACAUAGAUUGUUUGAUUUGUUAACUAAAUCCUCCUCAAUACGUGUUCAAGGUCGAAAGGUUCAGGUAUCCCUGCAUCUGUAACAGGUCAUAUUGAUCAGACUGGGAGCCAUGUUGGAUUAAUAAUGAUGAAUUAUUUGGUGAGGGGCUUCUGGGCCAUUACGCUGCGCUAGCGCGCUAAUCAACUGAGCCACGGAGCCACCCCCACCCACCA
Molecule: messenger RNA, 3291 nt
Organism: Liolophura sinensis
Lineage: Eukaryota; Metazoa; Mollusca; Polyplacophora; Chitonida; Chitonidae
Product: ribonuclease Oy-like
Exons: 4
Coding region: 1-954 (317 amino acids)
Biological process (GO): RNA catabolic process
Cellular component (GO): extracellular region
Molecular function (GO): ribonuclease T2 activity; RNA binding
Source: RefSeq, a predicted model, not a curated record